UGAAAAGUAUACGUGCUCUUUGAAAAACUGCACCUCGAAUGCAAGCAUGGAGAACACGACGUCUCAGGAAAACACUACAACUCAAACGAACCAAAGGUGUUUGGAACUCACAUUAGCGCUCUACAAUGACCAGGGAAUGGCUUUAUAUGCGAUUGUGGCCACUAUUAUUAUAACUUUUGUCGAAAAGAGACGAUGUAAAGCAGAGGUUUGCCAUGGUAGACCAGGACUUCCACUCCCCAUAAAUUUCCUUGAUGGCACCACCAAUUCCAUCGCCAAUGCUGCAGCUUUUGGGUGCACCCUUGAACAUAUCCUGUAUUUCAUUUUGAGUGGACCUAGAUUCAACAACAUUUCAAAAUGGCUGAUAGCACCUACAUUUUUCCUUGUUUGCUUUUUGAUGUCUAUGGUAUAUUAUCCUAUAUUUGCUUGCUUGAAUUCAUCGUCCCGCCUGGUUGGAUCUAUCAUUGGGUUUCUCUAUACCCUGUUGUUGUUCUUGGUUGUUUUGGCUCACAAUUACCUCUGCAACGAGACUAACUGGGAAUGGGCUCUCUAUGCUAUCGCUCUAAUUUCUGAAGUUUAUCUGCUGGUGCUCUUCAUUUACCGAAUUGUAACUGCGCUGUGUAAGAAAUCUACCAAUUUGAAGGAACCUCUAGUGAAGAUUGAUCAACUGAUGCAUGUCAAAUAUCUACUUCAGAAACCCAAGAACAGUGCUGAAGAAAUGAACAUGAAGUAGUUUUAUUUCCCUUUAUUUUUAAUUCAAUGUAGUUUAUACACUUGAACGGAUAAAAUAUUUCAUUACAAUAGAUUACAUAAAAGGUUAAGGGUAUUGCGCGUUUCUGUGGGACUUUUAUACCAGGUAACCUACAUGUACAUUGAAGGACCCUGUUUUAGAAUGCAGGUUAAAAGAAUUGAAUAUAUAACUUUUUUCGGAUUACCCACUGGUUACAUACUUUUAAUGCUUGAUUAUCGUGAAACGAAGAGUCCAUAAGACUAGUGCCUAUGGAAAAGAAGAGCGGGAACUAGCAAUGGCGUAUUAAAUAUGACCACCUUCAUAUAAUAUAACCACAGCAUAAUAUAAUAGAGCACACCAUCU
This is a messenger RNA of Saccostrea cuccullata (small rock oyster), 1090 nucleotides long. Its product is annotated as stimulated by retinoic acid gene 6 protein-like. The coding region runs from base 47 to 730 and encodes 227 amino acids. The transcript is spliced from 8 exons. NCBI's taxonomy places the organism in Eukaryota, Metazoa, Mollusca, Bivalvia, Ostreida, Ostreidae. Gene Ontology annotation, molecular function: signaling receptor activity; retinol transmembrane transporter activity. The record is from RefSeq and is a predicted model, not a curated record.